Molecule: messenger RNA, 689 nt
Organism: Emys orbicularis (European pond turtle)
Lineage: Eukaryota; Metazoa; Chordata; Testudines; Emydidae
Gene: CIAO2A
Product: cytosolic iron-sulfur assembly component 2A
Exons: 5
Coding region: 60-545 (161 amino acids)
Source: RefSeq, a predicted model, not a curated record
GAGGGCAGCAGGGACGGUGGCCGCGCGGGGCUGUUUCUCUCCGAUGGCGGAGCGGAAGGAUGUCGCUGGUGUCCGGGCUGCUGUCGCACACGCUGGGCAGGGUGCUGCGGCUCUCCGGGCUCCAUAGCGGGUACCAUGCGCAGGGGGGCCCGGCCAUGGAGCAGGACAGAGCGCUCGAGGUGUAUGAUAUAAUUCGAACUAUCCGGGAUCCAGAGAAGCCUAACACUUUAGAAGAACUGGAAGUGGUAACAGAAAGUUGUGUCGAAGUGCACGAGAUAGGGGAAGAUGAAUAUCUCGUUAUUAUCAGGUUUACACCAACAGUACCUCAUUGCUCUUUGGCAACUCUCAUUGGGCUUUGUUUGCGAAUAAAACUUCAGAGAUGUUUGCCUUUUAAGCACAAGUUGGAAAUUUAUAUAUCUGAAGGUGCCCAUUCCACUGAGGAGGACAUCAACAAGCAAAUAAAUGACAAAGAGAGAGUAGCAGCUGCGAUGGAGAAUCCAAACUUGCGUGAAAUUGUGGAGCAGUGUGUUACAGAACCUGACUAGCAGCUACAGUAACCACAGAGCUAUGAUCAUUUUGAUACAUUGGUUUAAUUAUUUGUAAAACUUCAAGGCCUUGAGUUUAAUACUUACAUUGUUUGUACCUUCCACAUGAUUUUUUAAAGAAACCAUUUAUAAAGCGAAUGUAAA